Punica granatum (pomegranate) is the source of this 971-nucleotide messenger RNA. Lineage: Eukaryota; Viridiplantae; Streptophyta; Magnoliopsida; Myrtales; Lythraceae. The record is from RefSeq and is a predicted model, not a curated record.
UGUUGCGACCCUUAAAGAGGAAAAAGUGUUAAACGAGUAAAUUCGACGGCAGACUUGAUUUUGUACGGUCGGCGACUCAAUCGAGUAAGAGCGGAGUAGCGUAAUUCCUCCGUGCAAUUUCGUCCUUCCGAGCCGCCAAAGAAAUGGAAUUGGCCCCGGAAGUUCAGCAGAGGAUCGAAGCGACUGUGCGUCAGGUGCUCGAGGAAUCCGACAUGAGCGAGACGACCGAGUACAAGGUCCGUAGGGAGGCGUCGGAGCGGCUAAAGAUGAACCUGUCGCAGCCCAAGUACAAGCCGUUCGUGAGGCAGGUCGUGGAGGCGUUCCUCGAGGAGCAGAAGGCGAAGGAGGAUCAGCAGGCUGAGGAGGAUCCGGAGGAGGAGGACGCCGGCCGAGGGAAGAGAUCCGAUGGAGGCAAGGAGUACACUGAUGAUGGCGACCUUAUUAUCUGCAAAUUGUCGGAGAAGAGAAAGGUGACGAUUCAGGAGUUCAGAGGCAAAACGUUGGUCUCAAUCAGGGAGUAUUACAAGCAAGGAAGCAAGGAGCUCCCUACUUCAAAAGGUAUAAGCUUGACAGAGGAACAAUGGGGAGCCUUUCGGAAGAAUCUGCCUGCCAUACAGAAAGCUAUCAAGAAGAUGGAAUCUCGUGUAUAAUAAGACUAUUGGGCUGCUGUCAUAGGAAUGCAAUGUUUGAAACUCAAAACUUUCUUGGCCUAACCAGAGUGUUUCCGACUGCUGUUGAGUACUUUUGUAAUCUGAGUGUUCGUGUUGGUACUUCUUGUGUGAUAUAUGUAAUGGCCUCAGAGUUGAACUAUGUUGCAUUGUAUCUUUGCAAGUUCAGGAUCAGUAGCUGGGAUUGAUCUCCAUAAUUUCAGGAUCAAUCCCGUUGUUUAUCCCUUAAGAAACCUGCCGGUUUUGAUGUACAUGUAAGACAUAUUCUUCUCUAUUCCAUAAGAAUAUCCAUUACAGAUGGAA